Sorex fumeus (smoky shrew) is the source of this 2569-nucleotide messenger RNA. It is a transcript of the gene CCDC148, whose product is annotated as coiled-coil domain containing 148. The transcript has 14 exons. NCBI's taxonomy places the organism in Eukaryota, Metazoa, Chordata, Mammalia, Eulipotyphla, Soricidae. The coding region runs from base 269 to 2041 and encodes 590 amino acids. The record is from RefSeq and is a predicted model, not a curated record.
UAGGUGGAGAGUGAAGAUGAAGGUGUCCCUGGCUUUGGGCCCAGGAAGGGGGUGAGAGAAUGAAGUACUCGGGGAUUCCCGGACGCUGGCUGUGAAAUUUGAGGCAACUUUUCUUUUGCUUUCCUGUCAACCCUAGCUGUAGGGUUUAGGGCUGGCCCCUGGCUCAAGGAACAGCAUUUCCUUCGAAUUCUUCAUGGUGAGACCUUAGGAGUAGGCGUUUCAUUUUUAUCCUGCCUCUGGGAGACCUUGAGGCCCUUUGACCUUUGACAUGUGUGCAGCUUCAGCUUCUCCAGAUAAUCAGCUUUUUCAUACAAAAUAUGGAAUCAGAAGCACCAAACAUAAACCAGUAGACUAUCAACAAUUACUUGCAUUAAAAGAAGCAAAAUUAUCUUCUCUCUCCACAGAACUAAAGAUCAGAAAAACAGUGCAGACAUCAAAAAUAUCCAAGGAACAAAUGCUAAUAAAACAACACAAACAAGUAUGGUGGCAGGAAUACCAAAGAUUAAAGGCAAUCAGGUGUAAACUGGAACUUGAAAUCAAAUCCUUUCUCAAUGAAGAGAAUAUUGGAAAUGAAUGUCUUUCUGAUCUUCUGAACUUUGAACAAGAGUUAUCAGAACAAUGGCACAUCUAUCUUGAAAAUGUGAUAAAUCCUAUUGAGCAAUUGAGAGAAGACCUAAAAUAUAGACAGCAUCACACUGUAGAGGAUUCACACGCACACAGUGAGUUUAACUCAGUGGCAAUACUGAAAGAGGUUGACUCUGUGAAGGAGCAAUUGCGAGCUGUUUUUGAAAAACUUAGCCUAAAACAACAGAAAAUAGAGAGUGAUCUUUCUGACUGGAGUAUGAAAAUAUUGGAUCAGUCUUCAGAAGAAAGAAGUAAUCUGCUCAGCGAACUGCCCCUCGAAUUAGAAAGUUUGGAAUGCCCAUACCCUGAUCUAAAAUCUUCAAUCCUUAAUGAGUUCUGUAACUUUACAGAGAAAUAUCAAAAAAGACUUCAAGAUUUUGAUCUGCAGUUAGAAGACAUAUGCAGAAGCUUCCAGUUAAGUGAAGAAGACCACUGGAUCUUCCAGGUGAUUUUGAAUCAAUAUCCUGGGGAUCUCUGUGGCAGGAGGACCCUAUAUCUGGACAUGUUGCAAAGAUAUUUUCCUCACAAAUCCAGGCAUGAUUUGGUUGAACAUGAGAAACAUUGUGACAGAUACCGCUUUGCAAGGGAACAGAGAAGAAUCCUGAUUUUCAAUUGGAACAAGAACAGGAGAGACUUUGUCCAGAAGGCUGUGCUGACACUUGCAGAGGCUUGUGCGACUCAUGAAAUGGAGAGCACAUUAGCCAAGGACAGAAAAAGGCAACAGGAACUCUGUGCUGAUCUGAAAGCCAAGGUUUUCCAGUGGAGAGCCCACCAGGAAGAAGUAGCAAGACUAGAAAUGGAAAUUUCUACCAGAAGAAGAGAGAAGCAAGAAGAAAAAGAGAAAAUGUGGAAAAAGAAGGAAUUGUUACAAAGAGAAGAAAAGAAGGAAAAGAUAAGAAAAUACUGGGCCAAAAAAGAACAGAAGUGGCAAGAAAUAGAAAUGAGAGAUCUUCGGCGUCUGGAAGAACUGAAGAAAUUAAUGGCUGAGCAGUCUAUAAAAGACAGAGAACGGGUUAAAUAUAGACAAGAGCUUUUGGAAAAACGUUUGAUGGAGAAAAAAGAGGUGGCUCUUCAAGAAGCACACGAAGAAGAGGAGAGAGAGAGGCGGUUAGAAGCUCUAAGAAAACAGGUGGCUAUUGUUGCUCAAUUUGAUCCUAUUAGAAUGAUGUCAGAUACAAUGGCAUCAAAAGCGAGGAUGGGUAUUGGAAUUGAGGAAGAAUUUAUUCUUCAAAAGCCACUCUUCUCACUGAAUACAUACAAUGAACAGCAGAUAAUUUCUGACCCUAGACUUCGUUUUGAAUUGGCACUUAGAGAAGCUGGACUUCACAAAACAUCAUAUGCCAAAGAGACACUACCAAAAAUAAGUCCUCAAAAACCUCCAAGAAAGGACAUGGAAUCUACUGUAUUUAAAAUCUAGAGCUCAUUCUGAAAUUCUAGUAUAUGUUAAUAAAGGUUUUUUUUAUUAAUAUGUCUAUAUAGAUAACAACAAUUACUACUUUCUAAAUGAGUUUAAAAUCUCAGCUAGAGAAAUCAUAGCAAGUAUUAAAAUAAUUUUGCUUCAUUUUUGAUUCUUAUGUCUAAUGUUCAAGUUACUAAAUUAAAGAAGACUAUGGAAAUUAAUUGACGGAUAUAGUACAUUUAAAAAGUUAUAUUUUGGAGGUUGUGUUAUUUCAUGAAAAGAACAGAAAGAUAACCAGUUGUGUGGUUUAUAAUUUAUAUUGCUGGUACCUGCUAAUGUUAAUUUCUGCUUAUUAUUUCAGAAUUUGACUUUUUAAUUAUGGAAUUUUCAUUAUCAUUAAUACUUCUAUUAUUUCCUGAUUACUAUAAGAAGAGACUCAACCUUUUCCUAAAUUUAGAAACCAAUUUGAUACACCAUGUUUACUGCAAACCAAUCAUCCAAACAAUUUCAUUUUGCAAAUUAGCUUGUAAAGAAUAAAUUAGAAAU